AUGUUUGCUGAGGACGACGACGAUGACAUGUUUGCCGAAGACCCGAAAGAUGACCAUCCUUCUCAUGCAUCGGCGAUGGCUGUCCCGCAGCCCCAGGAACUAGACAUAAGCAUGAUGGACAACUGGGAUGAUCCCGAAGGGUACUACAACGUGCGGCUUGGUGAGUUGAUCAACGGUCGUUAUCAUGUCACCCAAACGCUCGGCAAGGGGAUGUUCUCUGCUGUCGUACGGGCCACCGACUCCAAGACCAACAAGCUGGUUGCUAUCAAGAUCAUUCGCCAGAAUGAUACCAUGCGCAAAGCCGGUAUGAAAGAGAUUGAUAUCCUAGAGCAAUUGCAUGAGGCCGACCCAGAAGACAAGAAGCAUGUCAUCAAAUUCGAGCGCUACUUCGAACACAAGGGCCAUUUGUGCAUGGUGUUUGAGAAUCUAAGUCUGAAUCUCCGCGAAGUUCUCAAGAAAUUCGGACGCGAUGUCGGAUUGAAUCUAGGUGCCAUCCGUGCCUAUGCUCAGCAGAUUUUCCUAGGACUCAGCCUCAUGCGCAAAUGUAACAUCUUACAUGCAGAUCUGAAGCCAGAUAACCUGCUUGUCAGUGAGCAGCUCAACGUCCUGAAAGUGUGCGAUCUGGGAUCUGCAUCGUCCGCCUCGGACAAUGAGAUUACUCCCUACCUCGUCAGUCGUUUCUACCGUGCUCCAGAGAUUAUCCUCGGCAUUCCUUACGAUUAUGCAAUUGACGUCUGGUCCAUCGGAUGCACCCUUUUCGAGCUUUACACCGGGAAAAUCCUCUUCACUGGUCGCAACAACAAUCAAAUGCUCCGUUCCAUCAUGGAGUGUCGCGGAAAGUACCCGCCUAAACUCCUGCGACGAGGAUCUCUCGCCCACCUCCACUUCGAUGACAUGCUGAACUUCCACGGCACGGAGGAAGACAAGAUCACCGGCCGUCUUGUCACAAAGAUUGUGGAUUUCAAGAAACCGACUCGUGAUAUCAAAACCCGGCUCAUGGGCAAGGGCACGCGCGGAAUGUCAGAUGUCGAGGUGAAAGACUUGCAAUCAUUUGUGGAUUUCCUGGACCGUUGUCUCAGUCUGAACCCUGAGAAACGCUGCACCCCGACCGAGGCGUUGAAACACCCUUUCUUAACCCGCAAAUAG
Molecule: messenger RNA, 1146 nt
Organism: Penicillium cosmopolitanum
Lineage: Eukaryota; Fungi; Ascomycota; Eurotiomycetes; Eurotiales; Aspergillaceae
Product: putative serine/threonine protein kinase (Prp4)
Exons: 1
Coding region: 1-1146 (381 amino acids)
Biological process (GO): peptidyl-serine phosphorylation; peptidyl-threonine phosphorylation; mRNA cis splicing, via spliceosome
Molecular function (GO): ATP binding; protein serine/threonine kinase activity
Source: RefSeq, a predicted model, not a curated record